This is a messenger RNA of Penicillium vulpinum, 1512 nucleotides long. RefSeq names its product cytochrome P450. Bases 1 to 1512 code for a protein of 503 amino acids. The record is from RefSeq and is a predicted model, not a curated record. Lineage: Eukaryota; Fungi; Ascomycota; Eurotiomycetes; Eurotiales; Aspergillaceae. Gene Ontology annotation, molecular function: monooxygenase activity; heme binding; oxidoreductase activity, acting on paired donors, with incorporation or reduction of molecular oxygen. The transcript has 6 exons. Gene Ontology annotation, biological process: sterol metabolic process.
AUGCUGCAAAGCACUUUGACUCGACUGAUACUUGCUUCAUGCAAUGACUCCUCGGUUACUCUUCGAGACUGGGGUGGCCUGACCUCGCUGAUUCUUCUACUUUCUGCUUUGGUCUACAAAAUAGUACGCAUGUCGAUGGUAUCUUCCAUGGCAUCUUCGCCCGGAAGAGACAAGUCUCCUCCACACUUGCAAUUGCCUGCUUGGAAGGUUACCCAGCUGUUCUUUGAGAAGAGAUUUGAUUUCAUCAAGGAUGGCUUCAGGGCUACAUCAUCAUUCAUCUACCAGACCAAGCUGUUCCGACACGAUGCCAUCGUUCUUUCCGGUGAUGAAGGCAGACAGACCUUCUUCAAGGAGAAGGGUCUCUGUUUAUACGAUACAUUUUCAAUUAUGAUGGGCAGUGGCGCUUCUCAAUUUGACCCCCACAAAGUCAGUGACAUAGUCAGACGAAUGGCUUCGAUUCAACGACCUGAUAACCUCCAGAAAUUGAUUCCAAUCAUUCUCUCAGAAUGCCAUCGUAACAUGGAGGCAUGGGGUAAAGAGCGUAUUCUCGACCCCUGUUCUUCUCUUCACGAGGUCACUUUUCAACUGGUCAUGCGCAUUGCGUCCUUUGAUAUCGCCAAUGAUCCAGUGCUUUCAGCUCAUCUCAAGUCACUUGUCGAUACUGUCGACUCUAUCGAUAACCCAUACUCAACCUGGUUUCCUUGGCUACCUGGCCCAGCCUUAUUCCAGAAGUUCUUUGCUUCUGUUCGAAUUUACCGAAUCGUUCAAGCAGCCAUUAACAACAGGAAGAUGAGUGGAAUCAAGAGAGACGAUAUGCUGCAGCAGAUGCUUGAUGAGGGAGAUGGUACUGUUCAAAUCUUCGGGUUUAUGCUAGGAAUAUCUCUAGCUGGAGCUCGUGCCACCGGAACAAUCGUAACAUGGCUGAUCAUGCAAAUCUGCUCGGACCCAGCUUGGUCCUCAAAUGUUCAAGAGGAGAUCAAGGCCUUUAUCUCUACUCACGCAUCUUCAGCCUCUCUCUCUGGGAACGCCCUCAUUCAAGCCCUCUCGGAAAUCCCACUCGCAGACUGGGAAUCCCAAACACCCAAUCUCGACCUCUGCAUCCGUGAAACACUGCGCACCUCACAGCCAUACACAGCAGUGCGAAAGAAUACAGGCCCAGACCUUGCAGUCGGCCCAUACGUCAUCCCCUCGGGAUCUCUCGUUGUGUACCCAUUUUCGGAUACAGCGCUCAACCCGAAGUACUACCCCAACCCAAAUCGCUGGGAUCCAUCUCGCGUGAUUGGAAAGGAGACACCGUUUAUUGGCUGGGGUGGGGGAAAGCAUGCCUGCAAAGGCCAGCGGCUUGCUACGUUGAGUAUGAAGCUCGUGGUUGCUUAUGCUUUUAUGCGGUUUGAUAUCACGAUGGUUGAUAGGCAGGGCCAAAAGAUGAAUCGUGUUCCCCUUCCCGAGUGGAACGAUUCUGCGACUUGCCGCCCAAAGGAGGAAUGCGGACUCAAGUUUGUUGAGAAGUAG